Messenger RNA from Andrographis paniculata, 3001 nucleotides. Its product is annotated as protein CHROMATIN REMODELING 25. The coding region runs from base 66 to 2792 and encodes 908 amino acids. The record is from RefSeq and is a predicted model, not a curated record. Gene Ontology annotation, biological process: reciprocal meiotic recombination; double-strand break repair via synthesis-dependent strand annealing. The transcript has 21 exons. Gene Ontology annotation, molecular function: DNA translocase activity; ATP-dependent chromatin remodeler activity; ATP binding. Gene Ontology annotation, cellular component: nucleus. Lineage: Eukaryota; Viridiplantae; Streptophyta; Magnoliopsida; Lamiales; Acanthaceae.
GUUUGAAAGCAAGAGAUAGAAGCGCCGCUGCCGACCGUGCAAAAAACACGGCGACGCAAGCAAUCAUGGAACACGAUGAACAAUAUUCCUCUCACUCCACCGAGUCAAUGGAGUCCGAAUCCGACUGUCGCACUUCCGCUGAAUCCGUGUCCGAAUCCGAGGACUCCGACGCAGUUACCGAUGAAGAGCAGAAGUCAGCUCCGCCGCAGAACAGCCGGCGGAAGUCGCAAAACGUAGACGCGCUUCUUAGGGGAAACCUAGAAGUUAAGCGGCAAUCGCUAUUUCCGCGAGUGUAUUCUGUGACUGAUGCAGAUGCCACUUUACGGAAGCCCUUUAAGCCUCCCUCAUCAAGUGGUUAUUCUGAGAAUAAAGAGCAGCUGGCACGGCGGCUUUCGGCUCGCAAGAGGUUUGUGCCGUGGGGAUCCACGAGGCCUGUGUUAGUUAACAUCACAAACAGGUUUAAUUCUCCAUCUACCAUUGAGGAAGAUUAUCCAGAGGAGAGUGUGUCACUGCCUCCCGGUAUCGAACCUCUGGUAUUAUGGCUGCCAGAAGAUUCCAAAGAGAAAGACAGUAUCUUUACUUCCAUAGUCGUAGAUCCAUUGCUAGUGAAAUUUCUCCGGCCACAUCAAAGAGAAGGGGUGCAUUUUAUGUUUGACUGUGUUUCCGGUAUCCUUACUGCUGCCAACAUCAACGGGUGCAUUUUGGCUGAUGAUAUGGGAUUAGGCAAGACCUUGCAAUCAAUCACAUUGCUCUACACUCUUCUAUGCCAGGGAUUUGAUGGGAAACCCAUGGUUAAGAAAGCUAUAAUUGUGACUCCCACCAGUCUAGUUAGUAAUUGGGAAGCUGAGAUCAAGAAAUGGGUUGGGGAAAGAGUGCGGCUUCUUGCUCUUUGUGAAAGUACUCGAGAGGAUGUUGUUUCUGGCAUUGACAGUUUCACCAGUCCACGCAGUCCUUUGCAGGUUUUGAUUGUCUCAUAUGAGACGUUUCGUAUGCAUUCUUCAAAAUUCAGCCAAAGUGAAUCCUGUGACCUACUUAUAUGUGAUGAGGCUCACAGGCUAAAGAAUGACCAAACAUUGACAAAUCGAGCAUUAGCUUCUUUAUCCUGCCAGCGUCGUAUUCUAUUGUCAGGAACUCCCAUGCAAAAUGAUCUUGAGGAGUUCUACGCCAUGGUUAACUUCACCAAUCCUGGAAUAUUGGGCGAUGCUGCAUAUUUUCGGCGCUAUUAUGAGAUGCCAAUAAUUUGUGGUCGAGAGCCAACAUCUACUGAGGAGGAAAAGAAACUUGGUUCCGAGCGAUCUGCAGAACUGAGUGCCAAAGUAAAUCAGUUUAUAUUGCGGAGGACUAAUGCUCUACUGUCUAACCACUUACCGCCGAAGUUAGUCGAAGUUGUGUGCUGCAAGUUGACACCUCUUCAAGCCGUGCUGUACAACCAUUUUAUACAUUCAAAAAAUGUUAAAAGAGUGAUUACAGAAGAGGCCAAGCACUCGAAGAUUUUAGCAUAUAUAACUGCUCUUAAGAAGCUCUGCAAUCACCCCAAGCUAAUUUAUGAUACAAUAAAAAGUAAGAGUCCAGGAAUGUCAGAGUUUGAGGAUUGCUUGCGUUUCUUUCCACAAGAAAUGUUCUCUGGAAGAUCUGGAAUGUGGACUGGUGGUGAUGGGGCAUGGGUUGAACUCUCUGGAAAAAUGCAUGUGUUGGCCCGAUUGCUUGCUCAACUCCGUCGGAGAACAGAUGAUAGAAUUGUUCUAGUUUCAAAUUAUACACAGACGUUGGAUCUUUUUGCUCAAAUAUGUCGAGAACGAAGAUAUCCUUAUCUAAGACUUGAUGGAACUACAUCAAUCAGCAAGAGACAGAAGUUGGUCAAUCGUUUCAACGAUCCAUCUAAGGAUGAGUUUGCAUUUCUUCUGAGCAGCAAAGCCGGAGGCUGUGGCCUUAAUUUAAUCGGUGGCAAUCGCCUGGUUCUUUUCGAUCCUGAUUGGAAUCCAGCCAAUGAUAAACAGGCUGCAGCAAGAGUCUGGAGGGAUGGACAGAAGAAGAGAGUCUACAUCUAUAGGUUUUUGAGUGCUGGAACAAUUGAAGAAAAGGUAUACCAGCGCCAGAUGUCGAAAGAAGGACUUCAGAAAGUCAUACAGCAAGAGCAAACAGAUUCUGAAAAGGGAAAUCUCCUUUCCACAGAGGAUCUUCGCGACUUGUUCACAUUUCGUGAGAGUGCAAGCUCCGAAAUUCAUGAGAAAAUGUGUUGCAACCGUUGCGAUCAACAAGGAAGCAACGACACGAGCGAGUGUGAGUCUGUCCAGCCUAAUGAAGAGACUGAUAUAGGGGGCUUUGCAGCUAUAUCCGGGUGCUUUGACAACUUAAAACCCCACGAAAAACAGGUUGGAUCUCCAAAGGAAGAGGAUUUACCUCUCUGGGGACAUCACCAUUCUCCAUCAUCUGUUCCCGACUCCAUAUUUCAGUCUUCAGCAGGAAAUGAGGUUUCAUUUGUGUUCACAAACCAAGUAGAGGGCAAGCUUGCCCCAAUCGAAUCAGCUAUCAGACCACUUGCCGACGAAGUAGACGAUCACAAAAACCAAUGGAAUGCCCGGAAAGCUUCAUCCUUACAAGCAAUAGUGCCAAACAGGCACCAAAAGGGAGCCUCAUUCAAUCUAAAGCCAACUCUUCCAAGCCCACAGUCGAAACGCGCGAAAGCUUCACAAGGUAACUCUCUUUCGACGCUCUCGUCUAACUGCUUUCGAAUUCCUUUUGGUCGACUCUCGACUGCCUGCGUAAAUGAUGCUGAUGAUGAUUUCAAAUAAUGUGUGACCAUACACAUGUUUUUGAUCAUCUUGAUGCUUAGUAAUCUCAUCUCAUCAACAAAAAAAACCACACAUGAAAUGAGCAUUGUUUCAUUAUAUAGCCAAUAGUUAAUUAGUUACUACAUAUUCGUAUAGAAAGGAAUUAUGGUGAUUUUGGAAGUAUAAGUGCAUGAGUUCUUAUUGUUUUAUUUUGUUCAAUAAAUUUUAUU